Westerdykella ornata is the source of this 2040-nucleotide messenger RNA. RefSeq lists its product as uncharacterized. The coding region runs from base 33 to 1676 and encodes 547 amino acids. Gene Ontology annotation, biological process: replication fork processing; resolution of meiotic recombination intermediates. Gene Ontology annotation, molecular function: protein heterodimerization activity; chromatin binding. NCBI's taxonomy places the organism in Eukaryota, Fungi, Ascomycota, Dothideomycetes, Pleosporales, Sporormiaceae. The transcript has 4 exons. Gene Ontology annotation, cellular component: FANCM-MHF complex; Fanconi anaemia nuclear complex. The record is from RefSeq and is a predicted model, not a curated record.
UAUGAAUACCACCUACAACCUAACUGAUCACCAUGUCCGAGUCCGCGAGGAAGAAACAACGCGUCAGCCCCAACGAUUCCAACCACGCGGACCACACUCUGCAUUCAGACCUCCGUCACCUCUCGAAUCUAAUCCCCAAACCCGUCACCCCCUUCCGACGUGCCAUAAGCGCCAGCGCCGCAACACCAGCAACCCAUCGAACCCCCAACAAUAUUCCUAUCCGCACGCCCGGCACCGCAGCACGCACACCCCGAGGCGCAACGUCACUACGAGCAGCAGGCCAGGGACGACGCGCAGCACCCACGACGCCGCAUGCGAUUCGGGCGCUGAGGGAGCGGGCGAAUGCCGCUAGGACGCCGGGGAGGCGGAGAAGUGGGAGGGUGCAGAGGGAGACGCCGAGGGAUAUUCUGAGGGCGUUGAGCAGGACUCUGGCGAAAGACACCGUGCCCGCUGACCCAUCGCCCGAAGUCCCCUCUCGCAGUUCCGCUCUCGAUCUCGCAGACGUGGACGAUGGGCCUGACCCCGUUAGACCCCGAUUAUCCAUGCCGCUGGACGACAUGUACGACGACGACAGCAUCCACGAACCCCCGCCCCGAGAAUCGCUCCUCCCUGACCUCCCGGACGACGUCGACACGGGGACCUUGCAGUCUUUGGAAUUCGGCAGGCGGGCGUAUAGUGAGGAUCCGAGGGCGCAGUUUACAGCGCGCCUGAGCGAGCGAUUUGGCGAUCUGAAUGAGUUGGGUUUGGAUGGCGAGGAGUUCGAGGUCGAUGGCAUGUUUAUUAAUCGGCGGAGGACGCUGGAUCCGGAUCGUCUACUGCAAGAGGCGAUUGAGGAGGCGUUGGAUGAGGAUGCGCAAGAUGUCAGUGGGUUGGGCGGAUUGGGAUUGGGGCAGGGCGAGGAGGUGGAUGAACCGACGUUUCGGUUUACGAUUCCGGCUCGGAUUCGGAGGGAGGAGAGGGAGGACCAACCACCACUCGACAACCACGAAGAUCUGGAAAACCAGAACGAGAACGAGGACGAAGGAAGUGAUGAAGCAGGCGCAGAUGCCCAACUUACUCUGCAUAAUGAAGAUCACGAAGACGAAGACAUUAUCGAACCCCUCAACAACAACACGGACUGGGAAUCCGACCAAGACGCCCAACCGGAAGACCCCUCCCUCGUCGCCUACCGCGAGGAACCCUCCGCCAUCGACCGCAGCCUGCUAGCACACUCGCCCUCCCCGCACCCCAACGCACCUCAAAACCGCCGCCAACGCAAAGCCCUUCACAUCUCGCGCUCCGGCCACGAAUACCCCUCCUUCCCCGCCGCCGUCGUCAAGCGCAUAGCCACGGGCAUGGUGGCCAAGUCGCAAGGCACGGGAAAAGGGAAGAUCAAUAAAGAGACAUUGGCCGUGCUGGUGCAGACGACGGAUUGGUUUUUCGAGCAGGUGAGCGAGGAUUUGGCGGCGUAUGCAGGGCAUGCGGGGAGGAAGGUGGUGGAGGAGCAGGAUGUGGUUUGUUUGAUGAAGAGACAACGUCAGAUCUCUGCAAACACGACGGCGUUCUCGCUAGCGCAGAAGAUGCUGCCUCGGGAGUUGCUACAGGAACUCCGCAUGCAGCCUGUGAGUGCCAAGGGGAGGAGGCAGAAGAGGAAGCGUAUGGAAGCUAUCCAGGAAGAGGAGGAUGAGGAUGGGUGAAGGAAGUGGUCAAGGGUUUACCUAUGACCAUUCAUGGCUGCGUCUGACGCGCGCCUGGAUGCCGGAUAUCGGCUUCUUCACGACCAUGUAGAACAUGACGGAUGUGGCUAAGCUUAGCGCGUACCUGGCGGAUUGUCAGAGCUUUGAACGGAGGUACGAGGAGGGUGCAGGACUUACCAGGUGAAGAUGUACUGCGUAUGAUUGUUCUUCAGGUUGACGGUGGGCGGUCUCCCAAUGGGAAUGCCUUUCGGCUCUCUCUCAUAGUUGACCAGCAAAUCAGGCGCUGUCAGAUAUUAGAUACCCAAUUCCUCAACAAGCUUCAGUAGUGAGAAACUCACUCAUCGUCUCCUCAACCCACACCUCC